Molecule: messenger RNA, 830 nt
Organism: Gossypium raimondii (Peruvian cotton)
Lineage: Eukaryota; Viridiplantae; Streptophyta; Magnoliopsida; Malvales; Malvaceae
Product: pectinesterase inhibitor 4
Exons: 1
Coding region: 39-653 (204 amino acids)
Biological process (GO): negative regulation of catalytic activity
Molecular function (GO): enzyme inhibitor activity
Source: RefSeq, a predicted model, not a curated record
AUAGAUAUCUGAGUAGAAACGAAGUUAAAAGUUUCACAAUGUCAAGCUCAUCUUUCCAAUUAGUCUUCAUGUUUUGUUUUUCCAUUCUUCUUCUUCUUCUUAUGUCCACCUCCAUGCAAACUGUCUCAGCUGCUACUACUAACAAAGCUAGUGCCAAAACUUACAAAAAAUUUAUCAAAUCCGCCUGCAAUUCAACCACAUAUCCCAAAGUUUGCUACAAAGCUCUAUCUCCCUGUGCGUCCGCCAUUAAAACCGAUACCAACAAGCUUUGCAACAUCGCCUUGUCCUUCACUCUAAAUGCCACAUACAAUGCAUCUUCAUCGAUAGACUCGUUGUCAAAAAUGAAGGGAUUGAGUCCGUCCGAGAAAGAAAUCAUCCAUGAUUGCGCUGAAACUACAGGCGAGGCCAUCGACGAGCUGGAGAAAUCCUUGAAGACAUUGGCUAAUUUACAAGGCUCGGGUCACAAGGCUGAUGAGAUGAAUGAUUUAAAAACUUGGGUGAGCGCUGUCUUGACGGAUGAGUACACAUGCACCGAUGAAUUUGAUGGCCAGAAAGUAAGCAAAGCUGUUAAGAACACAAUCAAUAAGAGUGUGUUGUAUCUUGCUCAAUUGACCAGCAAUUGUUUGGCUCUUUUUAAUCUUCUGGAUUACUGAUUUAGUGUUUUCAUUAAUAACUUCCAUCUUUUAUUUUGUUUAAUAACAUGUAUGCUUGAGUAUAUUCUCCAAGUUAGUUCUGGGGGAAGGGUGCUCUGAUCUUUUACAUACAUGCAUUAUCGAUGUAAUAUAAUUUGUUGCAAUAUGACAUAUGCUGCCCGUUAUAGGUAAUUUACA